ACGCUCAUCAAAUCACACAGAACCGGAACAGUGAACCACCGGAAGAUUGAAGGCAAAUUUCAGGCAUUGUGCCAGUUAUUUGAGCCUGUCGCGUGCGAUGUUGUGAUGCUGAGAUAUAAUCUCUUGGGAUCGCUGAGUGAAGCGUUUCCUAGUAUGGGUUGUUGCCACAGCUCUCGUGAAAGUAUUGGAAGCGUUAGUGAACGCAAAGGUACACAGAAGAGCCGGCUGAGCACCGAAAAGAUACGAUGGAAAUCGGAUGUGCCACUGACAUUUGGGCAGCUGGUUAGUAAGAGAGAUGAAUUUUGGGACACCGCUCCCGUUUUUGAAGGUCGAAAAGAAAUUUGGGAUGCACUUCGUGCGGCAGCCUCUGCAUUUGAAGCCGAGGAUUUUGAUCUUGCUCAGGCUAUCUUGGACGGUGCUAACAUUAUGUUACCCACAGGUUCGCUCGUCGAGUGCUACGAUGAACUCGGCAAUCGGUAUCAGCUCCCGGUAUACUGCUUAUCGCACCCGCUGAAUCUUGUGAAGGAGUCUCUCGAUUCAGAAGAUUCUCUGUCCGACGUAGCAGAACCUGAAUCUUCAAAGGCAGAUGUCUUCUUAUGUUGUCGUCUGUCUUCUACUGGCAAAGAUGAUAAAUUAGCUGUCCGGCUUUGUGACACCAUAAGGAUUGCCAAGCGACGCUUGCAGCUGCAACAGGGAAUGGAGUAUGAGCCUAGUUCUCAACGGUGGUUUUACGGAGGAAAGUUGCUCUCUGACAGCACUACAGUUGAAGACUGCAAAAUUCCUGCCGGGCAUGUGAUACAAGUGAUUGUUAAUCUUGCCUCUCCACCGCAAACCAUGGAAAUGAGCUGCAUGGGACGACGAACCACGGCUUCACUCAUGAGUGACAAUCUCGAGCGACCCGCAACUUCUCCUGCUUUAGAUCCCAUGACUCAAGUUGAAAUCCUGGGACAAAGAGUUUUUAUUUACGGUAUUCACAUCCAGCUGGGAGUUUGCGGUGUUCUGGACAUGGAUCUCAAUGUAAUUUCAUUCCACGGUACCGGCUUCAAUCGUGUCGCCGAACGAGUGGCAUGGAAGACUUUUCAUAUCACCAUGUUCAGCAUUGACGCAGAUGAUGAAAGAAGUCAGUCAAUCGAAGGCUGGGAUUCCGAAAAAUCCCCGUUGGAAUCCCUGGCCGAAAUAAAAGUGGCUGUUGAAAGUUCAGAACAGUACUUGAAAUUCCUGGUUGAAGAGAAAAACAAAGUUGAAGCCCGAGUUCGGAAUAUUGAGAACCAACUGGAUGAGAAUUUCGUGAAGGGCUCGGAGGAUUUGAAGAAUCUCCUACAAUCUUGUUUGAGUUUUCACUCCGAUUUUGGUUUCCCGUCAAAAGUUUUUCGGAAGCAAAAGGAGGAAUUUUUUCGGGACUUGGAAGAAAAGAGAAAUGAGCUGGAAAAAGUGGUCGCCUCUCCGCAGCCAGAUGUGAUCGCCUUACAUUCCAAGUGGGAUGAACUAAAGAGGGAAGAAGCUGCUUUGUUGAGGAAAAAAGCUACGCUUGAAGGGGAAACUAACGAAGUGAAAUCUUUGGAGAAUUGCUUGCAAGCAUUAACUAAGCAAUAUGCCAGAGAAAAAGAGGCCGAACUGCUCGCUCUGAAUCGGUUUUGCUGCUCCAAUAUCAAAUUU
Molecule: messenger RNA, 1656 nt
Organism: Notodromas monacha
Lineage: Eukaryota; Metazoa; Arthropoda; Ostracoda; Podocopida; Cyprididae
Source: the annotation of a GenBank genome assembly